This is a messenger RNA of Rotaria sp. Silwood2, 1029 nucleotides long. Lineage: Eukaryota; Metazoa; Rotifera; Eurotatoria; Philodinida; Philodinidae. The record is from the annotation of a GenBank genome assembly.
AUGCUUGUUCAUCUUCUAUCUAAAAUAGUAUUAAAUAUAAAUGAUAUGAACAAUAGCAAAACUUCAUUGAAUCAUUUACUUGAUAAAGCUCGUAUGAAUAAAGGAUUUGAAAGAAUUGGUAAUGGUACUAUUUAUCUUGCUCGUCUUCUGGUUAAACUUGAACGACUAUGUAAUGAAUGUAAAGUACAAAUAAAUGAAACAGUUAAUCAAUUAGAUCAUAGUCAAUCAAAUAAUAAUAUAGAUAAUGUUAACAAAAAAACUAAGACUAAAGCAAUACAACAAAAGAUAUUUGAAGAUAUUGCUAAAAAACAACAAAAACUUUUAACAGCAUCGAAUGAUGAACAUAAAGAAGAAGUUCUAACAAGUGAUGAUAAAGACAAUAACGUCGAAUGUUGUAUUUGUCGAAGUAAAGAUGAUCAAAAUCUACUUGGAUUAGUUGUUAGACUAAUUGAUACUGGCGUUCUUGGAAUUCGAGAAAUCAACAAUAUUUCAGAUAAUUUUUUGCCAUUAUCUAUUGACAAUUCUAAUAUUGAUGAAUCUUCGUUAAAAGAUCUUUUAACUUGCUGUCAUUUUCCCACUAAACUAAAUGAUAAACAACAGUCAUUUGCAAUUGACAAAUCUGGUACUAUUUAUCAGAAAUAUAAACAUAAAAAUGACUUAACCUGUGCUCAAUUUUAUGAAGAUAAAAUACGUGCUAUGCUUCAAAUUUUUUCUGAAGAAAGUGUAUCAAAAUCUAUUACUAUCAGUUGGAGAACAGGUGUAAUUAUUAAUUCUUGUGGUCAUUCAAUACAUUUAUCAUGUUAUGAACAAUAUUUAAAACCUCAUAUUAAAAAAACCAAUUCAGAAAUCGAUUUACCUAAUGAAUUCAAAUGUCCGAUGUGUCGUCAAAUAUCAAAUGUACUAAUUUAUACUCCACUAAUUAGUAAACAAAACGAAUUAAAUGAAAAUUUAAUUGAUUCAGUUACUAAUCUCAUUGAAAAAAAUGUUAAACCUUGUGUAAAUAAACUUGUUUUUGGAAACCUAAAAUAA